Molecule: messenger RNA, 648 nt
Organism: Odontomachus brunneus
Lineage: Eukaryota; Metazoa; Arthropoda; Insecta; Hymenoptera; Formicidae
Exons: 5
Coding region: 124-504 (126 amino acids)
Molecular function (GO): odorant binding
Source: RefSeq, a predicted model, not a curated record
UAAAUACCCGUCAUUUUAACUCACUUUUAAAUGUAAAGUUGCAAAUUCAAUGUAAAACACUCUACGAUAAAACUCUGUGGUACAAUAUUUGAUAAUUUCUUGAACAUAUCUCUAGCACUCAGAAUGAAGACUUCGAUAAUUAUAGUCCUGGCGGUUACAACAGUUGUUUACGGUAUCAGUACCGAUAGGUUUAAUAAGAUAAGAGAUGACAUGCUGAAAUGUGCGGAGGAGCAGGCUUGGACAAGUGAUAUACCCAAUUCCGAAGUGCUCAUGUGCACGGCGCGUAAAGAUGGCAAAAUAUUAAACACGAAUGGCGAAUUAAUGAGGGACGCAGCUUUACAAGCAAUUGAGGAAGCAUUCCCCGACGUGAAUACAAGAGAAAUGGUGCAAGACAUAUAUAAGAAGUGUCAUGAUAAAGCGGAUCAAAGCGGAAUCACUGGCCAUGAACAAGCGGUUAAAAUUACCAGCUGCUCUAUACCAGCUGCAAUUUUCUUCCUAAUAUAAUAUUAGAAAAGGCUAAUUGCAGAUUAACCUAUAAGUAUACGCGAUUCUCUAUAAGUAUACGCGAAAAACUUUCUUUUUAUUUCUCUCUGACAUAUUCCUUAUAACUCUAAUAAAUGGUACUUGACGUUACUCUCUUGAAUUGUA